Molecule: messenger RNA, 2018 nt
Organism: Klebsormidium nitens
Lineage: Eukaryota; Viridiplantae; Streptophyta; Klebsormidiophyceae; Klebsormidiales; Klebsormidiaceae
Source: the annotation of a GenBank genome assembly
AUGCUCCUCACGACUGAGGCCGUCCAAGUUACAAAGCCCAAGCUGGCACGGUUGAGCGAUGCGCACGCCGUCCACGACCCGCUCGUGACUUCGCUCGACCGCCCCGUUCCUGUGAGCAAGCUGAGGGAUUGCCACUUUCAGGAGCUGUCGGAGAAGGGGCUGUUGAGCGCCUCCGCCCCAUCGAAUCGCCGGCGUGCGGCGGCUCAGACAGUCUGGUGGAGUACGCUCGGCGAGCUCUGCUGCACGUGCGACCGGGGACGGCUGAUGGAGGACGCGCCGUGCGUGCACAAGUUGGCACUCGCGGCCCUUAGCGAAAGCUGGAGCUCGACGGCGGAGCUGCCUACCCAAGAGUUGCUCGGCAGAGGAGCGAGGGUGGAGCGGGUUUGCUCGGAUGAGACGGGAAGCUACUUUGCGUUGGCCGACAACCUCCAAGGACCUCCAAGCCCUCAGAGGCGCAUGGUCUUUCGCAGCAGCAAGGGGGCUUGGUAUUGCGAGGGUAAGCGCGACGGAUGCCCAAGCGUCACCGACUGCUCGCACGUCAUAGCGGCAAAGGCAGCUCUGAGGAAUGAGGGAGACCUUUCAGUUGCCGUUCAGAUGGUUCUGAGGCUCUCGGAGCCGCUGUCGGAGGCUGCGCUGGGCUGGCUCAAGCGGUGGAACGGGGAAUUGCCAAAGAUUGGGGUCCCCCCCGCCGUGGGCACCUCCUCGCAGGGGGGAGGCGAUGCAGGGCUGUCGGAGGAGGAGCGGUAUCUUGUUGGCUUGCUGGAGAGGCGGCCCCAUGAGCAAGCGACCUGCGCCGGCGACUCGUGCUUCUGUCGUCAGCACGAUCGCCUCUUUGGAGAGGCCGCCGUCGCACACACCUCCAAUGAUCGGGAGAGCAAUGGGGGGGGUCGUGGCAGGGAAGGGGGGGCGGCUGAGGAAGAGGCGCCCCCUUGCAAACGAGCGAGGCGGAACAAGGCUUUUUGGGAGGCACACAAGCAAGGCUCGCAAGGUUCGGCCACAAGAGUUACAAAGCCCAAGCUGGCUCGCCCAAGCGAUGCGCAUGCCGUUCACGACCCCCUAGUAACCUCGCUCAGAAGCCCCGUCCCCGUGAGCGAGCUUUGCAAGUGCCACUUUUGGGAGCUUUCAGAGAAAGGGCUACUUAGCGCGCCCUGCCCAUUGGACCCUCCCGCAUGCGGCGGCUCGUGGGUCGAGGCAUGGAUCGAGGCGGACGUGACGGCCUCCCAGUGGAGCCAGCGGGUGCGGGUGCGGAUCUACCACUGCCAGUGCCUUGACGAGGCGCACACCGUGCACUUUUGCGGCGAGCACCAAUGGCUAUUUACGUGGAACCGGCGGACCCUCUUCGUCCAGGAGAGCUUGCAGCUGCUCUUGCGGGGAAUGCAGCACGGGCACAGCUUCAAGGCGGAGCUGACAACGCAUCAAUCGGCCUUCCAGCGCUCCCCGGAUGCAAUCGUCUUGAGCGAGGAGACAUGGCGCCGGGCGAGCCUCGACUUCUUCAAGCUGGUUGGGCUGGGGUUUCGGGAUUGCUGCUCGUUGUGUGGGCCCCAUCCAAAAAUCCUCAUCUGCGACGGCAUCGUUGGCCUUGCCAGCGCUGACGGCGCGCAAAAGCCAGGCGGGCUUGGGAGCUCCUCGCCCGACGCGCGGCGCACGUUCUGCCACCCUAGCCGUACCUCCACGGGGGCGCUCCUCGAGAAGCGGCCAAUCUCCGGUCGCGACUAUUGCGGGUCCGGUCUUCAGGGGGGCGGGUUGAAGCGCAAGCUCUUGCUGCUACCUGAGUUGCGAGAAGCGCUCGCGCGCCUGUCUCAACAUCGGCCCAGGGACGAGAAACUUGGGAAAAGGCUGUCAAAGGUGGAGUAUGAAGCGCUCUUGAACGGGCUGGCUCACGAGGACCCCCAAAUCGUGAAGCGUUUUGGGCCGGAUGAGGCGGAGGGGCCGCUUCCCGAGGACGGCAGACGGCGCAUGCUCGUCGAGCAGCGCACGAUGGUACAAGACCGAAACCUGGCCGUCUUUGAGUUGCUGAC